This is a messenger RNA of Asparagus officinalis (garden asparagus), 1017 nucleotides long. RefSeq names its product protein FAR1-RELATED SEQUENCE 7-like. The transcript has 3 exons. The coding region runs from base 1 to 1017 and encodes 338 amino acids. Lineage: Eukaryota; Viridiplantae; Streptophyta; Magnoliopsida; Asparagales; Asparagaceae. The record is from RefSeq and is a predicted model, not a curated record. Gene Ontology annotation, biological process: regulation of DNA-templated transcription.
AUGGUGGGGGAUGAUGGACCUGAGGGAUGGAGAGAGGGGUUUGAUGUGGCGUCCGGGGGAGGAGGGAUUGGGUUGGGAACAGAGGGCGAUGAGAGGACAAUGAAUGUUGAAACAGAUGAUGUGCUACCCAUUGGACUAAGUAAAAAUUAUACCCAAAAUUUCAUGGAUGUUGAUGGUGAAUUGCAUAUAGCUCUUGUAGGCCCGAAUGAGAUGACUUUCAUAGGAGAGGCGCCAUACGAAGGAAAAGAAUUUGCUACAUUGGAGGAGGCAUACAACUAUUACAAUUCUUAUGCCAAAAAAAUGGGUUUUGGAAUCCGUAAGGAAACUGCUGAUAAGUCAAGAAAGACAAGAGAAAUUAUUUCUCAAGUUUUUGUUUGUAACAAGGCAGGGAGAAAAAGGUUAUCAGAUAAGAGAGAUUGUGGGAAACUUGUCAAUCGCCGUCCAGAUACUAGAGUGGAUUGCAAAGGCAUCAUUGAUGAAGAAUAUAUUACUGCACAACAAUGUAUUGAUCACAUCAGAACUAUUAGGAAGAACAACAUUGGCAAUGAAUGCAUAUCCAUCAUAAAGAAUUUUCAAGAUAGGAAGGAAAUCGAUCCAGAAUUUUAUUUUUCCAUAGAGCUGGAUCAGUCGGGGACUAUAAGGAGCGUGUUUUGGACUGAUGGGAGAUCAAGAUCUUCUUACUUAAGUUUUGGAGAUGUAGUGGUGUUCGACGUCACAUAUAAAACCAAUCAUUUGAGCCUACCGUUUGCUCCAUUCACAGGUGUAAAUCAUCAUCGGCAGUCCAUUCUCUUUGGUUGUGCGUUACUUGCAGAUGAGCAGGAGGAUACCUUUAUUUGGUUGUUCACUCAAUGGCUAAAAUGCAUGCAUGGGGUUGCACCAAAAGCAAUUAUUACUGAUCAAGAUGCACAAAUAGGAGGAGCUAUCAAACAAGUUUUUCCUAAUACCCGCCACCGUUUUUGUUCUUGGCAUAUUGGCAGACAUAUUGCCGAGCAGCAACUUCCAAUGAAAGCACAAUAG